AUGGGGAACUUGACGAGGAUAUCUAUAUACAACAACCAGAAGGUUUUGAAGUUCAGGCAAAUUCAAGGAACGGUGGCUGUUGCGCAUGAUAAACUUGCUGAACAAGGAUCCCAUAAGAAGCAUAACAUUCCUGCACAGACUGUCCCUGGAAACUUAAAUUUGCCUGUGGCGGUUGAUAAUGCGGAAAACUUGAACUUGCCUAACAUUGAUGAUGGAAACAUGGAAGACAAAGAGACAAUGAAUGAGCCGAACACUAGCAAUGAGGUCCAUGAAGUAAAUACAUCUUCAGCUGCCAAGCCAAGUGAUGAGGAGAGCGUCCUCGGUCCCAUGAUUACGUCAAGAUGGACACCUAGUGGCGGUCAGAAGAUAUAUGACAGACAAGCAUCGCCACGUCAAUCGGAUAGGAAAGUCUCGAAGAAGGUGGAGGGGAGAUCCCUCCAUGAUCCCUAUCCCGAGAAAAGAAGACAGCCGUCUAGGGCCGCGGGGGGCAACCCCGUUCCAGAGCCGAGUCAGCAGAACCCUCCCCGAAGCCCGCCGAGGAGGGCUCAGAGUCCGGAGGGCCCUCCGCCUCCGCCCGAUCGGAUAGCACUCCUAGAGGGUCAAGUGCAACGAUUGACGGAGUUACUCAUGGGUUUUCUAGAUCGCCAACAUCAGCAAGCCCAGCAUUCUCGGGUGGAAGAAAGGCACGAGCCCCCAAGAGAAGAGGAGUCCUAUCGAUGGGAUGAGAAUCCGCAGAGGCCGAGACAAGAUGAUGGUCAGGGCGAGGCGGCCGAGUCUUUUGACUUGUCGUUUGUACAGCAGCGGCAGGAAAGAAGAUUGCGGCAGUUAGAGGAGGAGAUGGUCGCCCUAAAGCCGAAGACCGGAGAGGCUCAGGGACCAAGGAUAAAUUAG
This is a messenger RNA of Diospyros lotus (date-plum), 891 nucleotides long. RefSeq lists its product as uncharacterized. NCBI's taxonomy places the organism in Eukaryota, Viridiplantae, Streptophyta, Magnoliopsida, Ericales, Ebenaceae. The record is from RefSeq and is a predicted model, not a curated record. The transcript has 5 exons. Bases 1 to 891 code for a protein of 296 amino acids.